GUGUGCGGGGAAGGUUUGUCCGGGGAACUCCUUCCGGGUGAACACAGGAUUUCCGGUGUACCGGGUGUACACAUCCUUAGAAGAAGAGAGGUCAUUGCUGUCAGAUGGUUGUUGUGUCGUAGAGAUGAGCGCCUCGCAGGAAGAAUACAGCCAGCCUGGCGGACAGAAUACCUAUCACCUCAAUGAAGAAGAGAUCCGAGCCAUAAAGCAAUGUCGUUCUGAGAGCUUUUGGUACAGAUCUCUUCCCUUCUCGGCACUGGGCAUGGUUACCACACAACUCCUCCUUUCCAAAGGAAUCAUUACAACAUCUGGAAGAUUUGGUACAUUGCCUAAAAUUGCAUUUGCCGGAUUUAUCGGGUAUAUGGCAGGAAAAUUUUCAUACAUUAAUGUCUGUAAAGAAAAACUAAUGCAACUGCAGAAUUCCCCUCUGGGUGAAAAGCUUCGUCAAGAAAAGAGCGCCAACGCAAGAAAUAUGCCCAUCCCAGAACAGACUCCUGGUUAUUCCUAUGAUAAUAUUGCAUCCUCACCCCCUGUACCUGAAGCUCCUUCCAGUAAUCCUAACCCCAGGACUGCAGAUGUGCCAUUUAGUGCUUCCAUGAGUGAAUCCUCCACUACAGGAAUCACAGAUUACCUUGCGCAAGAGCCUGAAUAUUUUGAUGAGAAACAAGCUAAAGCAGCACCUGUGACUUACGAAGAGCUGAGGAACAAAAACAGGGGUGCCUAUGAUGUACUAAAACCACAGACUUCAGAGAGGCCCAUACGAAGCAGAGCACCAAAGAUUGACGAAAAAAAGAACCAAUAUGGAGAUGUGUGGGAAGAAUGAAAAGCCACCUUUACUGCCGAGGCAAUAUAGUCAUCAUCUGUAACAAAUUUUGUUCUCUGCUAAUAAAUGCACAAAGUGUGAAUUAAUUGCAUAUCGGGAAGUGCAUACUUAAUCUUUUCUUUCAGUGAAAAAAUUACUCGUGUUCUAUUUUAGGAAAUUAAAAUGUACAUUUUC
Rana temporaria (common frog) is the source of this 997-nucleotide messenger RNA. RefSeq names its product OCIA domain containing 1 (gene OCIAD1). Bases 125 to 823 code for a protein of 232 amino acids. Gene Ontology annotation, cellular component: endosome. The transcript is spliced from 8 exons. Lineage: Eukaryota; Metazoa; Chordata; Amphibia; Anura; Ranidae. The record is from RefSeq and is a predicted model, not a curated record.